Molecule: messenger RNA, 4367 nt
Organism: Sphaerodactylus townsendi
Lineage: Eukaryota; Metazoa; Chordata; Lepidosauria; Squamata; Sphaerodactylidae
Product: protein-arginine deiminase type-3-like
Exons: 16
Coding region: 21-2012 (663 amino acids)
Cellular component (GO): cytoplasm
Molecular function (GO): protein-arginine deiminase activity; calcium ion binding
Source: RefSeq, a predicted model, not a curated record
GCAGCAGGGCAGCGGCGGCGAUGGCGCAGCAGCGGUGGGUCCGCCUGUCCCUGGACAAGCCCCACAGCACCGCCUGCGUCCUGGGCACCGAGCUCGCCCUCGACGUCUCCGGGUCAGCCCCUGUGGGUGCCACAUCCUUCGAUGUCUGGGGGACAGCAGGAGUCAACCGGUAUAUUGUCCACAAUGGAGAAACUUUGAAGAUACCUUCCUGUGUGCCCAGGUGGCCCUUGAAGACCAACAUAGAGGCCAUAAUAACCAUGGAUGCCCGGAGCACCAAAGUCAACAGUGACAAGGUCAGAAUUUCAUACUACAAGGAUAACGGGAAGGGGCCAAUGGCCCAGGCUCUGCUCUACCUCACCUGCGUAGAGAUCUCCUUGGAUGUCGAUACGAGCCGCUCAGGGAUUGUGAACAGGAGAGCUAAAGACAAGAAAAAUUGGACGUGGGGCCCGGAAGGCAAAGGAGCCAUCCUCUUGGUCAACUGUGACAGAGAUUGCCCUGGAGCAAAGGGCAUGGACAACCAGGACCUGAAAGUGGAAUCGUACACAGACCUCAAGGAUAUGUCCCAAAUGAUUGUGACUGCUUACGGACCUGCAACCAUUUUUGAUGACUACCAGCUGGUCCUUCACGUUUCCGCCUCCGACCAUGACAAAGUGCAGGUCUUCCACGCGAAGGGGGGAAAGCAGCUGCAGCAUUACAACCACGUUUUGGGAUCAGGAAAGCACUCCUACGUGGUGGAAUGUGACGGCUUCCAAGAGAAUAUCUUCUACGUGGAAGGACUGGCCUUUCCAGAUGUCAACUUCUCAGGGCUGGUGUCCUUCCAUGUCACGUUGCUGGAGAAGCCGUCUGAGGAGAUGCCGGAUGUUCCCAUCUUUAAUGACACUGUGGUUUUCCGGGUGGCUCCAUGGAUCAUGACCCCUAAUACUUUGCAGCCGAUCGCCGUGUAUAUCUGCAGUGUUAAGUUCAAUGAUGACUUCGUAGCCGCCGUGAGCAAACUCACUGUGAAGGCUGGCUGCAAACUGAUCAUCUGCCCAGAACAGGAAAAUCGUCAGGACCGCUGGAUUCAGGAUGAGAUGGAGAUCGGCUACGUGCAGGCGCCACACAAGGGGUUCCCCGUGGUCUUCGACUCCCCCAGAAAUGGAACACUGAAAGAUUUUCCAUUUAAAGCUGUUUUGGGCCCAGAUUUUGGUUAUGUGGCGCGUGAUCCAGGUAAUAACAAAAUUGGCUCCAGCUUGGACUCCUUUGGAAACCUUGAAGUCAGCCCUCCGGUGACGGUCGGGGGCAAGCAGUACCCCCUGGGCAGAAUCCUUCUCGGCAGCUACUUCCCCAGCUUCAAGGGUAACUGCAUGGUCAAGGUCGUCCGGGACUUCCUUUAUGCCCAGAAAGUGCAGCCACCCGUGGAGCUGUACUCCGACUGGCUGGUUGUGGGCCACGUGGACGAGUUCUUGACAUUUGUUCCGGCUCCUGAUCGGAAGGGUUAUCGGCUGCUCCUGGCCAGCCCCACCGCCUGCUACCAACUGCUGAAGGUGAAGGAGCAGGAAGGCCACGGAGAGGCUCUCAUGUUUGAAGGAGUGAAAAAAAAACAACAACUCUCAAUCAAGAAGAUUCUCUCUGACCAAGACCUGAGGAACAACAACAAUUAUUACCAGAAAUGCAUCGACUGGAACAGAGACAUCCUCAAGCAGGAGCUGGGGCUGUCCGAGGAAGACAUCAUCGACGUUCCCCAGCUCUUCACGCGCAACAGCCGAAACGGCAAAGCUGUCGCCUACUUCCCGGACCUGGUGAACAUGCUUGUCCUGGGAAAAUACCUGGGCAUCCCAAAGCCAUUUGGACCCGUUAUUCACGAGCAGUGCUGCCUGGAAGAGGAGGUCCGGCGCCUGUUGGAGCCACUGGGAUUGUCCUGCACCUUCAUCGACGAUUUCGAGACGUACCAUGUGAAACUUGGCGAAAUCCACUGCGGCACCAACGUCCGCCGGAAGCCGUUCUCCUUCAAGUGGUGGAACGUCAUCCCAUGAGUUGGAGGGGAGGGGCUGGAUCCUCUCUUGCACUCCAUGCAUAAUCAGGAAGUGUCUAAGGGCUGUCCCCUCACAGUAUACUUAAAGGCUCCAAACCAUCCCCUUUUUGCCCUGAAGGGUCACUCUGAACCCAUCAAAACGAAGCACAGUCUCAGCCCUUUAACUCACAGCUGACUGGGGCACAACUUCCACCGAAUGAAUCAACCAUGAGGGGCAACCAACAUUCCAAGUAAAAUAGGAGAGGACUCAUCAGACAUUGCUAAGAGAAAGAAGCGGAUGGGUAUAUAACCACGAAUUUCGGCUCUGCCUCUAAAAUAUUCCACCUUUCUUCUUGCUUCCAGUUCACCUACUUAAAAACUGAAGCCUUCCUCAUUCCAAAGCAAGUUUGGCACUUGCUGACCCAGAGAAUAGUCCAAAGGACCGUUCUAGUUGAACUAGAGAAAGGGAGGCAAAACGAAGGGGUGGUGGAGGAAGGGGACAUCCAAAUACACCUGGCAUAGGUUGUGUUCUUUUCCUUCUGUCACUAGCAGAUCAUUUUGUACAUUCUUUUCCCUAUAAAACAGGAGUCCUGUGGUCCCUUGUAGACCAACAACAUUUAUUCCAGUGUGAGCUUUCAUGAGGCCGAGCUCACCUCUGUAGAUGCCAGAAUAAAUGUUAUUAGUCUUUAAGCGGGCCCUGAUUUCCUCCAUGCAUUCUUUCACCAAACAGGGCUGCCCCACUGAAGUGUCCCCUAAGGCCUCAUUUUACUCCAGGUGCAGAAUAGAAUUUAUUUGUAAUUUAUUUCGGUUAGAUGCCUGAGCUGCUGGCUUAGUAUGGCCCACUGAGGGAAAACCAGACCCAGAUUUACAGACAUUUCCACAGCCCUCUUAUCCUGCCACCUGACAUACUCUGGCCAGCUUGAUUUCCUUCACAUUCCUUUGUCAUAAGAGCCAACUUUGGCGGUCCACAAGCACAUGUCAUGUUCGGGUAGGUUCCAAGCCAUUAAAAACAUGCAACGGCUGCGUUCACAGAUAUGAGAGGCUUUGUUCAGUGAGCACCCUCCAGCGGUCACUCUGUGGUCAAGGCCAGUUGGACAGACCAGAUCUACUCCCAGCUCAAUCUCUGGUGGGCCCACUGACCAAUGCCUAGUGCAGUGGUGGCAAACCUUUGGCACUCCAGAUGUUAUGGACUACAAUUCCCAUCAGCCCCUGCCGGCAUGGCCAAUUGGCCAUGCCGGAAGGGGCUGAUGGGAGUUGUAGUCCAUAACAUCUGGAGUGCCAAAGGUUCACCACCACAGGCCUAGGGCCACAGAAGCUGGGAUUGUGACCGGUGCUACUGCUGGAUGGCCCAACCAGUGGGAACUUCCUUGGCCACCGAGAGAGUCUCCUCCGCUUCCAAUCCAUGCAGAACUCAGUCCCGAGGGCCAAAGCAGGUGACUUGAAGUGGCCAUUCUGACAAUCUGGGCACAGUGAGGAGGUUCACCCCUCUCCUGCCCCUAAAAGUGUGGGACAAGGUCAUCGGUGCCACAGAAUAAGGAUGAAAACUAUGCAUUUCCUUUUUCAUAAAUGGGGUAAUGUUGAUUUCUAUACUUCUGUUGAUCUUUUUAAAUAUAUAUAUAUAUAUAUAUAUGCCAAUAAACUCCCCCCUCGAUUGUUUUUACAAGCUGUUUGAUAAAGGUCUGAAGAAAUGUUGAGUGUUGGUUAAUGGCAUUAUGGCACAGAGAUGGGUAAUGGAUCCCCACUGGCAGAGACUUUGAGUGGGUGCUUUCUGGUGGCAGGAGAAGGGGCUGCUCUGGAGUGCGGGACCAGUAGGUUUAUUUGGGCAAUCCCAGCAAAGACAAGAAGGCAGUGAAGAAGCAAACAAGUGACCCUGACAUUUGGACCCCUGGCAUCGAGGGGACCCGAGCAGAGCGUCUGCUUGGCCUGCAGAAACAUCUGCAGAACAUCUGGAGCUGAGAGGAUGGGAUUCGGUAGCCGGUGAUACGAUCUGCCAGUCAAAGGAGACCAGACAUACCUUCGGGGACCAGAGGGGGUCCGAUUCAAGAGAAGAUGACUUCCUGUUUUCAUCAAGUAUAUUAGUCAAUUUUGUGUGUAGAAUCAUCCUAUCCUGUCCCUUAAGAACUGAAGUUAGGAAUCCCAGGUUUCUACAGAAUGGUUGGUUUUCAGCCACCUGGCCCUAAAAAAAUCUAAUAUUUGCAGACAUCACGUGACCAGACAUGGCCUCAGGGAACAGAUGUUUAUAUUGGUGCGUUCCAUCAACUUUUCUAGUUCAAUUGCCAUCAGAGGUACAGGUGGACUCAGGUGAACUUUGUCUUGUACAUUAUGUUGGUAUAGUGACUUUGGCUUAUUAAAUCUGUUCAGCUAUGCAGCACAUAAA